Molecule: messenger RNA, 7865 nt
Organism: Delphinapterus leucas (beluga whale)
Lineage: Eukaryota; Metazoa; Chordata; Mammalia; Artiodactyla; Monodontidae
Source: RefSeq, a predicted model, not a curated record
GUCUCCUCCUCCCUGGCCCUUGUUUUGGCUGGAAGCGCUCCGGCGGAGUUAGAGAAAGUCUGGGCAGAAACCGCAGCCGGCCCGAACGUGGGAAGGGGAGGAGGAAAGGAAGAGGGAGCCGGGAGGCCGGGAGAGGGAGGGAUCGGGGCCGGGGGCCAGGCCGCUCAGAACCUGCCGCGCGCCCGGGGGUGGGGGAGGCGGCGCGGGAGGAGCGCGAGGGGACUGGACGGUGGGCUCUGUCCCCGCAGCCGAGAGCCUCCUUCCUUCGCCGCCCUCCGCCCUCUCUCUCCCGCGGCGGCGGCGAGCGCGGACCCACCCUCCGGCGGGACCUCUGCCCUGCCCAGCGACGCCGAGCCGGCGGCUCCCUCCGUGGCCCUGGACCAGCCCUGCGCCCGCUGUCCACGGGACCCUCGCGGCUUCCCCUUUCCUCCUGGCUGCCCGGGUGCCGCGGGGAAGUGACCCACCCUCCCGCGAGGAGGGGAAAGGAGAGGAUCGCGCAGGGCGCACCGAAACCGAGAGCGGGCGAGCCGGAGUGGGCACCGCGCAGGGCAUUGUGUGUGUGUGUGUGUGAGUGUGUGUGUGCGCGCGUGCAGCGUCGUGUCUGUCUAGAGAGCGCUCUGGGAGGUCCCGUCCCGAGGGGGCGGAGCGCAGGGGGCCGAGGCUUGGUCUCCGCGCCGGGGCAGAGUCCCGUUGAGCCCGAGCGCGAAGGAGGCAGUCGGCGGGACGGCGCGCCUGGCGGCUGGGCGGGCGCACUGAAGGGAGGCCGGGGCGCCCUCGGCCCGGCCGCGGACCCUGCCCCGAGGUAUCGGCCUCGGCGGCGCGGCCCGCUUCUACUCAAGUCCGCGGACCUGCUUGCUGGGGAAGAAGCUCGGAGGCCGAGAGCCGGUGCGCCGCGGGAGAGCUAGGUCCCCGCCGCUGCGCGGCUGUCCGGCGUCGGCGGUGUCGGGAGCGCGCCCGGCCCGGAGCCGGAGAGGCGCGCACCAUGAGCGGCGGCGAAGUGGUCUGCUCCGGAUGGCUCCGCAAGUCACCCCCGGAGAAAAAGUUGAAGCGUUAUCCCUCUCCUCUGUCUUGCACUGGAUGCUUGCUGCGUUCCCACUGCCGCUACCGUGGGUCAGAUCUUCUUUUCCCAUUGCGUCCUCACUGGUCUCCCUGCACAGAACCUCAGCCUCCAAACCAUCCAAGGCAUGGAAGAGGAGAUGGUUUGUGUUACGCAGUGGCCGUUUAACUGGAGAUCCAGAUGUCUUGGAAUAUUACAAAAAUGAUCAUGCCAAGAAGCCUAUCCGCAUUAUUGAUUUAAAUUUAUGUCAGCAAGUUGAUGCUGGAUUGACAUUUAACAAAAAAGAGUUUGAAAACAGCUACAUUUUUGAUAUCAACACCAUUGACCGGAUUUUCUACUUGGUAGCAGACAGUGAAGAGGAGAUGAAUAAGUGGGUUCGUUGUAUUUGUGACAUCUGUGGGUUUAAUCCUACAGAAGAAGAUCCUGUGAAGCCACCUGGCAGCUCCUUACAAGCACCGGCUGAUUUACCACUGGCGAUAAAUACAGCACCACCAUCCACCCAGGUGGAUGCCUCCUCUGCCGCUCCACCUCCUCCAUAUCAGCUAAUUAGCCUUCCACCACACCUGGAAACCCUUGGCAUCCAGGAGGAUCCUCAAGACUACCUCUUGCUAAUCAACUGUCAGAGCAAGAAGCCUGAACCCACCAGAACGCAUGCUGAUUCUGCAAAAUCCACCCCUUCGGAGACAGACUGCAAUGAUAACGUCCCUUCUCAUAAAGAUCCUGCUUCCUCCCAGAGCAAACAUGGAGUGAAUGGCUUUUUCCAGCAGCAGAUGUUGUAUGACUCUCCACCGCCUCGGGCUGCAUCCAUUUCCGUAGACUCCAGCCUUUAUAACCUGCCCAGAAGUCACUCCCAUGACGUCUUACCAAAGGUGUCUCCUUCAAGUACCGAAGCCGACGGAGAGCUCUAUGUUUUUAAUACCCCAUCCGGGACCUCGAGUGUAGAGCCUCAAAUGAGGCAUGUAUCUAUUAGUUAUGACAUUCCUCCAACACCUGGUAAUACUUAUCAGAUUCCACGAACAUUUCCAGAAGGAACCUUGGGGCAGACGUCAAAGCUAGACACUAUUCCAGAUAUUCCUCCACCUCGGCCACCGAAACCGCAUCCGGCUCAUGACCGAUCUCCUGUGGACACGUGUAGCAUCACACGCACAGCCUCUGACACUGACAGUAGUUACUGUAUCCCGACAGCAGGGGUGCCACCAUCCCGUAGUAAUACCAUUUCCACUGUGGAUUUGAACAAAUUGCGAAAAGAUGCUAGUUCUCAAGACUGCUAUGAUAUUCCACGAACAUUUCCAACUGAUAGAUCUAGUUCACUUGAAGGCUUCCACAACCACUUUAAAAUCAAAAACGUAUUGACAGUGGGGAGUGUAUCAAGCGAAGAACUGGAUGAAAAUUAUGUCCCCAUGAAUCCCAACUCUCCUCCACGACAACAUUCCAGCAGUUUCACGGAACCAAUUCAGGAAGCAAAUUAUGUGCCAAUGACUCCGGGGACAUUUGAUUUUUCUUCAUUUGGAAUGCAAGUGCCUCCUCCCGCUCAUAUGGGCUUCAGGUCCAGCCCAAAGACCCCUCCUAGAAGGCCAGUUCCUGUUGCAGACUGUGAACCACCCCCCGUGGAUCGGAACCUCAAGCCAGACAGAAAAGGUCAAAGUCCUAAAAUUUUAAGACCCAAACCCCAUGGUUUAGAGCGAACUGAUUCACAAACCAUAGGUGACUUUGCUACAAGAAGAAAGGUCAAGCCAGCACCUUUAGAAAUAAAACCUUUGCCAGAAUGGGAAGAAUUACAAGCCCCAGUAAGAUCUCCCAUCACUAGGAGUUUUGCUCGAGACUCCUCCAGGUUUCCCAUGUCUCCCCGGCCGGAUUCAGUGCACAGCACGACUUCAAGCAGUGACUCACAUGACAGUGAAGAGAAUUACGUUCCCAUGAACCCAAACCUGUCCAGUGAAGACUCAAAUCUUUUUGGCAGUAAUAGUCUUGAUGGAGGAAACAGCCCAAUGAUCAAGCCCAAAGGAGACAAACAAGUGGAAUACCUAGAUCUAGAUUUAGAUUCUGGGAAAUCCACGCCACCACGUAAGCAAAAGAGCAGUGGCUCAGGCAGCAGUGUAGCUGACGAGAGAGUGGACUAUGUCGUGGUUGACCAACAGAAGACCCUGGCUCUGAAGAGCACCCGUGAAGCCUGGACCGAUGGGAGACAGUCCACAGAGUCUGAAACGCCAGCCAAGAAUGUGAAGUGAAAAUGCCGCUUUAAUGUCUCUGAACAAAAGAGGACUGAGCUGUAAGGAGAAAUCCUGUUUGACUGAAGAUAACUUGACCCUUGUACUCUAGGUAGAUCCUCAGCUGAACAGAGUCGAAGUCAGAGGACCUUUCAGACUUAAGCCAUUGAGCGUGUAAAUGGUGCUUUGUGGUAUCUGAACAAUUCAUCACAUGUAAAUAAUGUGGGAAAAUACUGUUGUUUGGUUCCCAGAGAAACAUUUGUUUCGUAGUUAACACACUUGUAGUAUUACUGUACUUAUGCACUUUUUCAUUUAAAACAUUGGUUUGGGUAUUCCCGAAUGGACCUUAACGUGAUUCUUUUGGGAGUCCUUGUUUUCCUCACACUACUCUUAAGAACGAUGCUACGUGAACUAAGCUACUUUCCACUGGGAAACUGCUCUUUCAGCUGCAGGGUAACAACAUGACGUGAGAAGUAGAUGCACAACAUACCUUUCUACCUGAAACUUAACGGGGUAACCGUUAGCUGAAACUACAAAGUAGAGUUGGACUCAUCAUUCAUUGCCUUCCAAAGUGCUAAAGCAUCAUGUACCUACCGGUGUCAGGACUUCGUUCUCUGGUUCAUGGACAUUUGGUUCUCAGUGGUGGGACUUUCUUAUAUUUUGUUAAUUACAGUGUUUUGGGCUCAUUAAGUGAAGAUUCUGCCAGGUGGGAUCUCACACCUUGGAAAGAGUGAAUAAUCACACUGUCAAGUAAGCGUACAACUCACUGAUGGCACGUGGUGACGACGUGCUCUCACAUUUUCAGCAUGUAUUAAACGUUACGUUAUUUGCAAAGUGUAGAUUAUAUAACUAAUCAGGUACGUACCAGGCACUGAUGUGCUAAUACAAUGAUCAGGUUUAGACAGUGAGCUUUAGUUGUAUUCGUGUUAGUCCUCUAAUGCUGGUUUCCAGUUUGGAAUUAAUGGCACAAUUGACAUUCACUGUUGGUUAUAGCAACAUACUGUGAUUUUUAAUUAGACAGUCAUUCAGAUUUAUUACUCUUAAGAAUGAAAUUCUGUCUUUUGACACCAUAGUGCCCUUUCUAUGAUUUUUUUUUUAAACUUUCCUUAAUAUUCUUCUUGGCCUUAUCCUAUUUAAAUCCCUAUGCAAUUAAUAUUUUAUAUCUGCAUUUUUUUUAAAAAAUAGAUGUUAUAUAAGUGAUUCUCAUAUGUAGCACCUAUUGCUUUUCCAGUAAAAGAAUUAAGGCUUGUGUGCUGUGAUUUAUAUUCACUGCCCCAAUUCAAGAAAUAUUGGAGCCUUGCUAUAAUGUGAAAUCUUAAAGUCAUGGACCUCUUCCAACCAGAUUUCUGAAACCACCAGAGGUAUCGUGUAAUUCUUUCUCACCUAUAACAUGGUCCUAUAGCAAGACCACACAUUAUCUCUAGUAAGGCUACAAUUUAUCUGUCUUGGCUUUGCAAUGUAAUUUAGAAAGCAGGUAUAGUUAUUGGUUUGAUUGGUUUUUAACUAAGUUACAUACAAUCUCUUAUGUACUGAUUUGAGACUUACUAACAGUGUUUGGAGGGGGCACAGAGAUUGAAGAGCCCACAGCUGAGGCAUGUUUCCCUCCAUGCAGACCUUUAAUGUUACCUGAGUACACAGAUGUGCCCUGAUUUCUGGCCCCUUGGUCACCGUACCGUGCCUAAUCAAUGUAAUGGGUUUAUGUCCCCUCCGUGAGCUAAAAACGUUCAUAACAAGAGGAAUUGUAGACAAGUAACAUUUGAUGCUUUUAAAUGUUUGCUUCUUUUUAAACAAAAACUAAAACCCAGAACUGAAUUUUGAGGUGGAUGUUUAAAUAAAAAAACAUUGUUUGAGUUUGCUGUGAGUAAGCUGUUUUAUAGUGAAACCACAAAAUAGAGUCGAAAAUCAUUGAAAUGUGCCCCAACUGUCAAAACACAUAACGCAGUUGAUGUGUGAAGAUACCAAAUUGUGUUGCAUGGAGGAUAAACAUACUUUGAGAUUUAGAACACAACAAUAAAUAUAUUGUUAAUUCAAAAAUAGAAAUCUUGGGGGCGUCCCUGGUGGCGCAGUGGUUGAGCGUAUGCAGGGGACAUGGGUUCGUGCCCUGGUCCGGGAAGAUCCCACGUGCCGCGGAGCGGCUGGGCCCGUGAGCCAUGGCCGCUGAGCCUGCGCGUCCGGAGCCUGUGCUCCGCAACGGGAGAGGCCACAACAGUGAGAGGCCCGCGAACCGCAAAAAAAAAAAAGAAAUCUCGUUUUAAAAGCUACCUAUCAGAAGAGUCUAAGGCAAUAAUGAACUUUUUAGUGUAAUUUCUCAAUUUUUGCAUGUUACCAUUUUGAAGACCCGCAGCACUCAAAUCUGUAGAAAUUUUUCCAUUACGCAGAGUAAUUUAAGAAUUGAAAAUUAGGCAGUUUGUUAAACUAAAUCACAUUAAACAUUGCAUUAACAAAUUAAAUGAAAAGACAGUCUCUUAUAGAGCGGUAUUUCCCAAAGAUUUUUUAGCACUAGAACCUCUUUUAAGUAAACUCUUGUGUAAGCCCAAUAUGUAAAGCCUGGAAAGUCCAUUUGAUCAGUGUAACUGUAUUUUGAGUCCACAUUUAUGUUUACUUGUCUUAGAACAUUACUAAGAAUAACAUUUCUAAGUAACACAAAUGUGAAAUUGGGGUUAUAGAUAGUUGGUGAAACCUUAGCCGCCAGUCUGUUUCUAUGCCUUGUUUUAUUCACAUGCUAUCAAGAGAAUUUUGCUUCAUGCAAAUGUAAGUAAGUACAAAUAAUAAUAGGGUUUAAACACACAUUUCAGGAGAUUCUUUAACUAGAAAUAGAUAAAGUUGUAUUCCCAGGUUUAUAUAAACGUAAAUUAUCCUGGUAGUGGAAGUUUAUACAUAAGCAGACUCCAGUGUGGUAAAAUAGUGUAUGUAACACAUUAGAAUGUGCAUUUUUACUAAGUUUUUAAACUACACACUUUUAUAAAAACAAAAUUUGAAUCAAACUCUUUAAUACCCCUAAUUGCCCACAAGAAGCUGAGUUUUGGCCAGGCAUGGGUUGAACACCACUGGUUACCUGUGUAACAGUUGUGUUAUAAAUCACAAGUUUUUUUCUCCCACAUUUGACGCUCUCUACCUUUUAUUCCUUAUGUUGAGAAACUGUACAAUUUUAUGAAAGUUUGAAUACCAGUGCGCAGCUCUGCUUUCAAAACUCAAAAUUCAGACUUGAAUAAUGUAAGCUGUUUAACCCACAGGAUGCAUCACCUUAGAAAGCUAUAAAAGUGGUUUUUAUCUACACGCUAUACGUUUUCAUCUUUAUUUUUAUCAAUACCAUAUAAGCUACUGUGAGCAUUUUAGAGAAUUCCGUAAAGGUACUAUGAGUGUGUGUAUGUAUAUAUAGCAUUGUAUUUAAUCAUAGACUAAGUUUAAUUUGAUAUAGAAAUACUGCCAUACUUGUACAUUAAUGUCAUAAGUCAUAAUUCCCUCUGGACUCUUUAUAUUUAAUUCAUCAGAGGUCGUAAUCUUCAUAGUCAUAAAUGCAUUCAAACUGGAAAUCGAACACCAGUGUUUGUUUUUCUUUUUCUUUUAGUGGGAAGUUGUCUGCUUUCCCCCUUUAGCAAAAACAGUAUUUUUUAUAUUUUGUUAAACUGUUGACUAUUUUAUGCCUGUACACUAUACCAUAGGCAUAAUUCUUAGAUAUUCCCAAACACUCUUAGUGCCUCCUUAUUUGGCCCAUUGAAAGUAUUGGUGUUAGUAUUUCGAAUGAAUUAUCCUUUAAAAAUAUACUAGCCUUAAACAUUUUAGAAACAACAAGGGGGACUGAAUCUUUUUAUUCCUAUCUUUGGGUCAUGUGGUAGGUCUUAUCCUCCAUUGUUAGAUAAGCAGUCAGGUCUGUAACAGGAUUGACAUAACAUGACCAAACCAAGUGGAUACAGAGAGAGAGGGGGGGCAUAUCCCAGGAUAACAGUUAUUGUCAAUAACGUCAGCUAUAUGUAAAUCUGUAUAUAAUUUAAAAUACCAACAACUAUGAGGUGAAAAAGCCAUGGUGCAAAUGAAAUGUUGUAGACAUCAUGGACUUUGUUCUGAUGAAAAAUCACUUGUCGGGUUGUUGAGAUGAUUGGUUUUAAUCUGACUAAAUAUGUUUAUAUAUCACUACAGCUUGAAAUAAUUUAGUUCAUCCUCCAUAGACUUAUCUUUCUUUAGGAUCAGUAUAACGCAUAUUGUGAGUUUCAACAGACUGUUUCGUCACGGGAUUAACAUAGCUUCUGGCUUCCUUUACUAAAAAGAUAUGGCUUUGUGUGAGUUCUUGUAACCUAAAUCAAUUGUUGAUAAUCAUUCCAAAUUUCCACAGCAAAAUCUUAUGUAUAAACUUAUUUCUCCCCUCUUGCACAUCUUCUUUUGUAAAGAUACCAAAUAAAACUUUUCAAACAAUUUGGUUUCAAGACCUUAAGUAGUCAAUUUGGAUACUGAAACUGUGACCCAAUAAGGACAUAAAACUUCUAUUUCCAACUCUUCCUUAGAGUCUUUAUCUAAAUCAAAAACCCAAUUCUGCCAUUAACUACACUUCCCAGUUCUACUUCUAUAGGGUCACUCAUUUUCUGCAGUAAAGAGACCCAGUUGCC